Messenger RNA from Eurytemora carolleeae, 1700 nucleotides. RefSeq names its product phosphatidylcholine:ceramide cholinephosphotransferase 1. The record is from RefSeq and is a predicted model, not a curated record. Gene Ontology annotation, molecular function: ceramide cholinephosphotransferase activity; sphingomyelin synthase activity. NCBI's taxonomy places the organism in Eukaryota, Metazoa, Arthropoda, Copepoda, Calanoida, Temoridae. The transcript is spliced from 3 exons. Gene Ontology annotation, biological process: sphingomyelin biosynthetic process; ceramide biosynthetic process. Bases 90 to 380 code for a protein of 96 amino acids. Gene Ontology annotation, cellular component: endoplasmic reticulum membrane; Golgi membrane.
UAUUUUAAUUUUGACUAUUUUCAGAUUCCCCUCGACGGUUUAUUAUUCUUCACUGGGCUUCGUUCUUCGUUAGUCUGACAGGGAUUAUCAUGCUUCUCAUUGCUAGAGGACACUACUCUAUUGAUUGUAUCCUGGCCUACUAUGUAACCACAAGAAUGUGGUGGAUAUAUCACACACUGGCCCACAAUAAUAUCCUCAAAACUAGAGGCGCGCAUAAUUUCUUCGAUCAAAUGUGGUGGUGGCUCAUUUUCAGAUAUUUUGAAAGCAAGAUCACAACUCCUCUCCCCCGUAAAUACAGUAUACCUUUACCACGGCGGGUGAAGAAUUAUCUAAAAUCCUGUUUCCGACGGCGGAAUCAAGAAAGCACGGCGGAACCCUAACCAUUAAAUACUCCGUUAGUGGAGGUCGAGUUCAGCCUCUUGUCUUGGCGACUCGAAAUAUCGAGGAAUAUUUUGACCUUUUAACCUUGUAAAGUUGUAUUCGAAGCUUUAACAGUAUUUCCACAAUUACAAAGACAGUAAAAGAGUGGAUUCGAACCAAACGAAACCGUUUGUUACUUUCCGAUGAGUCUCAAUAUUAAACUUAUUCCAUUACAGUGCGCGCAUGCGCCCUACGCUGUGCACGUUAGGGUGUUCCAAAGAAUGCUACGUUAGAGCUUUAAAUUGAAUAUCUGAGUUCCUCUUUUAAACUGAAUAAUUACUGAGGAAUUUACCGCUUUAGCUUCAGAAUACGUUGCUUUCUUAACUGCCUUGAAAUACAAGCAUCACGUGACCGGGCUCUGCAUCACGUGACUGGGCUCUGCAUCACGUGACCAGGCAGUUUGAUUAAGAAAAAAGUACCAUUUAUUGAUGAAUUUCAAUGUUUAAAAACAGGAUUUAAUCCAUGUCCGAAAAAAGUUGUAUUUAUAUUUAUAUUCAUAUCAAUAAUUUCAUUGACAACAAUUUCAAAAUUGAGUUUUUCAAAAGUUCGGCUGUGUGUUCACAUUGUACAACCAUGUACGGUGUACAUUACUUUGCACGCAAACUGUAUAGUGUACAGUUAACAAAAGUUGUAGAUGUUUAUUUUUUUUCAAAUUUCAUAAAUCAGUAAGUUUUUAAAAACGUUAAAAAAUGUUAUGUUUUCUUUUAGAUAUUUUUAGCCUUUGGCUUUAAACCCGACAUUUUCCAAUUUGUAAAGAUAUAAAAUGUAUUUAUGUUUUUGCUGAUUAUUUUUUUAGCAAUAUUAAUUGAUUGAUCUGAAUCCUAAAUCCUAUAUUGAAACAAAUGUUUGAUUUAAAUAUUUAUUCACCAGUAGUUGUUCCAGGGAACUUACUUGUAUUUUUUAGUUUUCAGUUUGGGUCUAAACCCAAGUUAACAGAGUCAGAAGUUUAUUUUAAAGGGAUGUUAUAGCAUCUUAAUUUUUAGCAAAUAUUUUUUAAUCAAUAGCAAAGAUUUAUAAUAAUAUAUGUAUUAAACAUACUAUUUUUUGAUCCCAGCAAUCAAAAUAAAAUUUUACGGAUUAAUUAAUAAUCAAACCUGAUAAUUUCAGCUGUAUUAUGUUUCAAAGAUUAAAAUCCCUCUUAAUCUUUUUGAGACUCUGGAAAAAGAAUUGUUAGAAAUCUAAAAUUUUAGAAAUUAAAAUCUCUGUGAUAGAUCGUUGAAAAGCAUUUUGAGUUGAAUUCGAAUAUAGAAAUAAAUUAUAUUCUGACUUAAUGUCCUUGA